GACAAUACAUAAUUUCCUCGCACAUAAUCUUUAGCAAUACAUGCAUUUCAUAUGUAUUUGUUGUCACAAUUUCAAAUCAUUGCAUUCUAACAAUCAACUCAUUUCAAACUACACACAUUAUAUCAAUCACAUAUUCCAACCUUGGUAAUCUAUCUCCACCACAGGUCCUAGUUGUUGCGUGAAUGCGUCGAGGGUCGACCAAUUCCUCAACAAUCAGCCUCAACCAACAUCAGUGAAGAACAUAGUCCAUCUCUCCCAAAGUAACUCUCUAUUUUUCUCUCUCAGUCGAUAAACACACCUCGAAUUGUUCUGUAACCAAAUACUUGACUUUCUUUUCUAUGAACAGUGAUAAGAACUGGAAACAUAGCGAAGUUUGACUAUGGAAAUGAAGCAGACAACAUGGACCACUAUCACCAGCCAACUCCACCUACCUACACCAUGUCCAAGAUUCAACCUUCUUUCCCUCUCUUCCUUGCAUAUGGAGGCAAAGACAUGCUCGCCGAUGUAGAUGACAUGGCAAUCCUCAUAGACAACCUGAAAGAUCAUGAUGAAAGCAAGCUGGUGCUCCAUUUCGUGGACUCCUAUGCUCAUGUAGAUUUCGUCUUUGGUGUGAAUGCUCAUAGUGUGGUGUAUGGUCCAGUCAUGGACUUCUUCAAGCUCCAUUGAUAUUGUAAAAAAGCUGCAAACUUUACUUCUUUUUUGUACAUCUGUAACAUACAAAAGAUUUCAAAUUUCCAUUGAAUACUGAAGCAGAAUCAAUAUGGAAAAACAUC
This is a messenger RNA of Linum trigynum, 773 nucleotides long. NCBI's taxonomy places the organism in Eukaryota, Viridiplantae, Streptophyta, Magnoliopsida, Malpighiales, Linaceae. The record is from the annotation of a GenBank genome assembly.